Zootoca vivipara (common lizard) is the source of this 11065-nucleotide messenger RNA. RefSeq names its product oxysterol binding protein like 6 (gene OSBPL6). NCBI's taxonomy places the organism in Eukaryota, Metazoa, Chordata, Lepidosauria, Squamata, Lacertidae. The record is from RefSeq and is a predicted model, not a curated record. Gene Ontology annotation, cellular component: cytosol; nuclear membrane; perinuclear endoplasmic reticulum. Gene Ontology annotation, molecular function: cholesterol binding.
GGCUGAGGGCGGGCGCGCGAGCCAGCGAGGAAGGCUGCACGGAGGAGGAGGGGGGACCCCCUCCAGCUGCCCGCAGCAGGAGCACCUCCUUCCCGAGCGAGGAGGAAGAGCCGACGACGCCACACGCUUCUUCCCUUGGCAGGAGGAGCGCGGCGCUCUCCAUGCGCCCUCAUCCAUCUCCAAGCGUCCGCAUCCUCCUGCUGCAGCGGCCCGAGCGCGCGCCUUUUGCGCCCAGCCCAGGUCUGGAUGAUUCUUCAGGAAACCUGAAGUAAACCAUGACAGGUCUGGCUUGGAUGCCUUUUGAAUUCCUCUUACCCUUGCAUAUAAUGAACACUCUGUGAAAUAGAAAAAAUGCUGAAAAUAGUUUGGCUCCCUCCCUGUAUGGAAGACUGAAAGGAGAUUGAUUGUCAAAGGAGAUCACCAGAACCUAGCUGCAGCAAUGAGUUCAGAGGAGAAAGGUGCAUCUCCUGCUCACAAAACCUCUACACCAUCUCAUAAAAGUGCCUCUUCUUCUUCAUCCUCCCAGCGGGACAGCAGGCAGAGUGGCCAUGUGUUAGAGCGGAAUUUUUCUUCUGGAAGCACAGAUCCGGUACUUGGCAAACAGUUGCUAGAAAAUGAACCAGUAGCUGUAUCUAAAGAGCCAGACAACUGGGAAAUUAUAGAAGGCCUCAAAAUUGGGCAGACCAAUGUCCAGAAGCCAGACAAACAUGAAGGAUUCAUGCUGAAGAAGAGGAAAUGGCCUUUGAAAGGUUGGCACAAGCGCUUUUUUGUCUUGGAUAACGGAAUGUUGAAAUAUUCAAAGUCGCCAAUUGAUACUCAGAAAGGAAAGGUUCACGGGAGCAUAGAUGUUGGCUUGUCAGUUAUGUCGAUUAAAAAGAAAGCUCGGAGGAUAGACCUUGACACUGAAGAGCAUAUUUACCAUUUGAAAGUAAAAUCCCAGGACUCGUUUGAUGCUUGGGUAUCGAGGCUGCGCCACCACAGGUUAUACCGUCAGAACGAGAUUGUACGAUCACCACGAGAUGCCGGACUCCACAUAUUCCCUUCAGCGCCAACUACUGAAUCUUCACCAGCUGCUAAUGUUGCUGCCUUAGAGGCCAAGGUCGCACAGAAUAAUUUCCCAUGGCAGCCAUCUAUUACCUGCAGCAACAGCCUCCCCGCAACGUGUACCACUGGCCAAAGUAAAGUAGUUGCUUGGUUGCAAGACUCUGAGGAGAUGGACAGGUGUGCAGAAGACCUUACGCACUGCCAGUCAAACCUUGUGGAACUCAGUAAAAUUCUUCAAAACUUAGAAAUACUUCAGAGGACUCAGUCAGCUCCAAAUUUCACGGAUAUGCAGGCUAAUUGUGUAGAUAAGAAAGACAAGCGUGUCACAAGAAGAUGGAGAACAAAAAGUGUCAGCAAAGAUGCUAAAAUACAGCUUCAGGAAGGGACACCACUGAAAGGCCAGUUCAGUACCGCACGGCGUCGCCAGAGACUAGCAGAUGCAGUGGCUACAACAGUUCCUUUCAGCGCUACAAUGUCUCCUGUUCGCCUGCAUUCAUCCAAUCCUAACCUUUGUGCAGACAUCGAAUUUCAGCCUCCUCCAAGCCAUGCAUCUGACCCCCUGGAAAGCUCCACGGACUACCUGAAACUCCAAGAAGAGUUUUGCCUCAUGGCACAGAAAGUACAUUCUCUUCUGAGGUCUGCCUUCAACAGCAUAGCGAUAGAGAAGGAGAAGCUUAAGCAGAUGGUUUCAGAACAUGAUUUCGCUGGGCACAAUACACAGAUAACGUGUCUCAGGCAAUCCCUCUCGCAGGCUAUCAACCAGAAUGCUGAACUAAGGAGUCGCUUGAACAGAAUACAUUCAGAGUCUGUUAUUUGUGAUCAGGUUGUCAGUGUAAAUAUUAUCCCUAGUCCUGAUGAGGCAGGUGAACAGAUCCAUGUCAGUCUCCCACUCUCCCAGCAAGUUUCUAACGAAAGCAGGCUCUCCAUGUCGGAAUCUGUCUCUGAAUUCUUCGAUGCGCAGGAGGUGCUUCUGUCUGCAAGCUCAUCAGAAAACGAGGCUUCUGAUGAUGAGUCGUACAUCAGUGACGUGAGUGACAACAUAUCAGAGGACAACACCAGUGUUGCAGACAACAUUUCUCGGCAAUUACUUAAUGAUGAGCUGACCGGUGGGGCUUUCAGAAAUGGACGAAGGACAUGCCUACCGACCCCCUGCCCUGAUACUAGUAAUAUCAACCUGUGGAACAUUUUGAGGAACAAUAUCGGGAAGGAUCUCUCGAAAGUAUCCAUGCCGGUAGAGCUAAACGAGCCUCUGAAUACAUUGCAACACCUUUGUGAGGAACUAGAAUACAGUGAACUCUUGGACAAGGCUGCUGAAUCUGAUGACCCCUACGAACGAAUGGUCCUUAUUGCUGCCUUUGCAACUUCAGGAUAUGCCUCCACUUAUUACAGAGCUGGAAGCAAGCCUUUUAACCCUGUGCUUGGUGAAACUUACGAAUCUAUUAGGGAAGACAAAGGAUUUCGUUUUUUCUCGGAGCAGGUUAGCCACCACCCACCCAUUUCUGCCUGUCACUGUGAAUCAAAGAAUUUUGUGUUUUGGCAAGAUAUCAGGUGGAAAAACAAAUUCUGGGGCAAGUCAAUGGAAAUUCUGCCAAUCGGAACACUGAAUGUCACUCUUCCAAAGUACGGUGAUUCCUACGUAUGGAACAAAGUCACUACUUGCAUACACAACAUCCUCAGUGGAAGGAGAUGGAUAGAACAUUAUGGAGAAAUAACCAUCAGAAACACAAAAAGCAGCGUUUGUAUUUGUAAACUCACAUUCAUCAAGGUGAAUUACUGGAAUUCGAACAUGAAUGAAGUUCAAGGCGUUGUCAUGGACCAAGAAGGAAAGGUGGUGCAUCGCCUCUUUGGAAAGUGGCAUGAAGGGUUGUACUGUGGAGUUGGGCCUUCGGCAAAAUGUAUAUGGAGACCAGGCUCCAUGCCCACCAACUACGAGCACUAUUAUGGCUUCACAAGGUUUGCCAUUGAGCUGAAUGAGUUAGAUCCUGCACUGAAAGAACUUCUUCCAAGAACAGAUGCCCGAUUCAGGCCAGACCAAAGGCUUUUGGAAGACGGGGAUUUAGAAGCAGCAGCAUCAGAAAAACUAAGAAUAGAAGAACUCCAGAGAAGUCGAAGACGCUACUUAGAAGAAAAUAAUAUGGAACAUGUACCAAAAUUUUUUAAAAAAGUUAUCGAUGCCAAUCAAAGAGAAGCUUGGGUUUCUAACGACACGUAUUGGGAACUCCGAAAGGAUCCUGGCUUUAGUAAAGUAGAAACCCUCAAACUCUGGUAAACUGAGAAUGUAGAUCUAGUAACAUAUCACUCCUUAAAAAAAAAAACCUUAAAAAAACUAUGCACAACAUGUUUCUUAUAGCUGAGGUUGGUUUGUGGGCCUGCAAGAAACCUUUCAUUUGCUUUUAUAUUCAUCUUUAUAAAUGGACUUCCAAAAGUGCAUUAGCCCAGACCCCGGACAUUUCUGAAGCUGGCAUUAAAUUAAAGGGAGGGGGAACCAACACACCCUUUAAAUAUUGAGAUACGGGAAAUGCAGCGGAAGAGAAGCAUGCACUGAGUUAGCCAAAGAUGCUUUCGAAGAGUAUCUGGUGCUUAAAAUAGACAACAGAAAAGAUACAAAAACGAAACAAGAUUUGUUUUAAUGGAACAUGUCUAGAAUGUCCACCCAUGCUAUUAUUAAACCUUGAGUCACAAUACUUGUUCAUUUCUAGCUUCGGGUUAGUUUCUUGAUGUGUGAUGUGCUUAGACUGGCCACAUCGAAAAAGGCAUAAUGCUUUUCUGGAAGCUCUUCUCAUCCAUACACCAUUGUUCAUGCCUUAAAAAAACACCCAAUGUGAAGUUGUACAUUUAAGUCAUUUUAAAAUAUGUAUUCUUAGACGUUUGUCAGGGGCAGAUUUUUAAAGCGCUAGGAUUUUGUUUAUAUUAUAAAUAACGAAGAAAGUGUAUUAUUAUUAUUAUUUAAGAGAAAAGAGAGAAACCCUAAAUGGAUUGUAAAGGAAAACGAUCAACUAGUACAUGUUUUAACUUUGGGGGGUGGGGUGGGGACUAUUGUAUGGUCAAGUUGAAAGGAGACUGGCUGGUUUUGUAACAACCUUGGCAAAUGAAGCCGAGGUCGUAUUCUCAAUGCCUAAUGCUGUGAUAAAUAUACCAUCUCUUCCCAUGGCUUCACACUUUUGUCUCAUUUCCUCAUAAGGCUUUAUGCAAUUGGAAUUCCCUGAAGCUUUGCAUGAGUGUUAAGCACAAAAAAUGACAAGUGUCUUGUCUCCUUUCCCAGGGGUGGAUUAUCCUGGUAACAUAUAUGGUCAUGUUCUCUUUUGUACACAAGGUGCUUUUGUUGCACAUCUGUUUUAAUGGGGAAAGCAACGUAGCAUCUGCAACUAAGCUCUCGGUAGCAUUUUGCUACUGCUAAUACGGCUUUUGUGCAUAAUUAUAUUUUACCAUUUUACAAAAAGGCAAUUAUAUUUUUCGAUGAAGAAGCAAGACCUUAAAUGGUUGCUGUGCAGCACAUUUCAAUGAUGUAUAUGGAAGGAGCCUGCAUGACUUCUGUCUCAAAGUAAAGUGAAGUUGGCAUGCUUUGCUGCAGUCAGUAUUAUUAGAUAAAAAUCCCGCUUGGACUACUGCAAUGCGCUCUACGUGGGGCUACCUUUGAAGGUGACCCGGAAACUGCAAUGAAUCCAGAAUGCAGCAGCUAGACUGGUGACUGGGAGCGUCCGCCGAGACCACAUAACACCGGUCCUAAGAGAUCUACAUUGGCUCCCAGUACGUUUCCGAGCACAAUUCAAAGUGUUGGUCCUGACCUUUAAAGCCCUAAACCGCCUCUGUCCUAUAUACCUGAAGUAGCGUCUCCACCCCCAUUGUUCAGCCCGGACACUGAGAUCCAGCGGCGAGGGCCUUCUCGAUAGUGGCGCCCGCCCUGUGGAACGCCCUCCCAUUGGAGGUCAAGGAGAUAAACAACUACCUGACAUUUAGAAAACACCUAAAGGCAGCCCUGUUUAGGGAAGUUUUUAAUCUGUGAUAUUUUAAUGUAUUUUGGUAUUUGUUGGAAGCCGCCCAGAGUGGCGGGGGAAACCCAGCCAGAUGGGUGAGGUAUAAAUAAAUAAUAAUAAUAAUAAUAUUUUUUUAAUGUCAUCUUGUCUUUCAUUCAUGCCCAGUUUGCUAACAGACUCUCUACUUGCAUCUCAUAGGCAUCAAUGACAGAAAAGAUCUCCUUGUAUUAGAUUUCAAAAAAUAUUUCUAUAUAUAUACAGUACAUAGCACAUAAUUCUAAAUAUGCUUAAUUUCCCUUUGCAUGGUGCUUCUUAAGAACGACUUCUUGGUGGGGUUCCAUAGAGAUACAGAGGUGUCUCUUACCAUUAUUUCCCAAAAGCAAAUUGGCUGUUCAUUUAACUGUGCUACAAAUUACUUAUACAGUAUAUAUAUCUAGAUUUCCAAAGCCCACAAUUCCUUCUUUACAAGCACAUCUGCCAAAGAAACAAAGAGUUAUAAAUAUGAUUUCUCCCCACAGUGUUACUUCCUCUUGGGAUACACAAUAUAGAUGAAUAUUUAAAUAUUUGACCACAACUUCUUUCUGAGCUGCACUUGUAGCUUGGGGUCUCUUUCGUUUGACUGAGGCUUAGAAUAAAUUCCAGACGAUUCUAUGGCAAUGAUCACAUCAUGACCUUUUAAGUCUGUUCUUGCAAAAGUACUGUUUGACAUUUCAAAAUAUCAGUUUUCAUUUUCUAAGCAGAUCAAGUUUUGUAGUCUGCAGCUUCUGGUUUUUGGGGUUAUCAUAUGAAGACUGGAAAAAGUGUUGGUAAAAUAUUUCAGGGGUGCAGCGUGGGACCCUUGGAACUACUAAUCAUAGCUCCCAGUUGAAGUCUUCCUUACUGAGAAUAUUUGCUGAGCUCAUUUCUUCCCUUCUGUCAUUCAAAUCUAAUCAAACACUUUAAACAAAACAGCUAAUUUAUUACCCAUAUGAAAGUUAACUAAAGCAAGGGGGAAGAGACAGAUGUAACAUUUUUAGAGUAGCGCGGUCGUUUUGUCCAAAUGUACCUUUAAUUUCUAGGGGCUGAUCUCUGAAGUGGUCAAAACAGCUUGAAUUUUUAAAAUAGGAAUGCAUACAAAGGCCAUUUCCCUAUGUGUGGUUGCACACUAGCAUGGGCUGAUGCAACAGGCUUGAGCUGGCCCAGUAAACGCUUUUAGAAACCGCCCCUGCCCCGCUACACUUCCCCAAUGCCAUGUCACAGGUUGCUUCUACAAUUUCCCCUAGGUUUUAAAGGUAUGUUUGUUAUGUGGAACAAAGAAGCUGUUCUUCCAAAACCUGCAAACAACCUAAAUCUAACUACCUUGGGUUCCCCGAGUUAGUUUCUUUGUAGCAUGGGAUCUUUUCAAAACCAUUCAGUGCAUCACUCGCCUUGAGCUUCUUGCUUUUUUAUGCAAUAAACUAAGUCUAAACAAAGUGUGUAAUAUUUAUGCAAGGUUAGCCCUACUAGAAAUUCAUGGAUUCCAAUCGUGCAAAGCAGUCACACAUCACUUGCUGCAGAAUUUAUGUGAAUCAUUUUACACAGAGUCUCUGUGGUGUGGCUGCUGCAGCAAAAAAGAAAAAAAAGGCUUUCUCCUUCUACAUUACAUUAGUUAUGUACUGAAGAGUUUUGUCAUAUCGUUUGCCCAGAACAUUUGGGUAAUGCUUGCAGCAGUGGCCUGUCCGUGGUGGACAGACAGGUGCUGGUAUGGAAAUGCCCAUGUGAUCUAGGCAAUAUAUGGAAUUGUGUGCUUUUAUAUAUUACCAUGACAACAUGGUAGGCACUUGUGGAACACUGGUUCUGUAGCAUCCAUACUGCAGAGAUAACAUGCAGAUUCAGCCUCAGAGUCAUGAAUAUCACGCAUUUCUUUUCUUUUUCGAAACAUGAAUUUUACAGUGAGUUGCUUUUUCAAAAAUACUAUACAAGAACAUUUUUUAAAACAUAUAUAUAUAUAUAGAAGCAGAAUAUAUACAUUAGUAGCAAAUAUGCAAAACAAACAAAUUAUAACACAAUCAUGGAACUCACUUAAGAAGGGAUAUUCACCCUAUCCGGCAGAAAUGCAAAUUAUCGUGUAUUUCUGCAAGUGACAGAACUCAUAUGAUGUAGACUUUUCUUUAUUAAAUUUUCCAGAUUUGAAAAUUGAGGUCUUCUGUACUCUGAGCCUCUUCCCACUCCUGCAAGCUUCAGGAAAAUCUCAAGAAGACAUUGUAUGAUUUGCUUCCUUGUUAAACUGGAAGGCGCUGCACCAAACUACCACAGUCAUGUUCCCUGCCUGAGCUCUGUAUAUGCUCUUGUUUUCAAGUAGCCCUCCCCUUCCUCUCUUCUAUUAGUGAUGGAUAUAAUCACAUUUCAGUAGUAGAGGUUUUCAGCACACCUGCAAAUUUGGAGAAAGUAGUGGCUUUCUAGAUUCUUGAAAAGGUCUAGGAUGCCUCCCAAGGGGACUUGCUAAACCCAGGCCUUGCACUAUGCAAGAGUUCAGAAAUCGCCCCCCACCCCCACCCCAAAUGCUUGGCAUGCCAUCACUACCAUUGCUAGACGAAGCCCUGGAGCACUGAUGCACAUCAAGGCAAAAGCUACUCCUGUAGUAGUUAUCUGUAAGUGUUCUUCGCUAGGGGGAAAAAAACCCAACACCUCAAGAUGAAGGAGCUUUUAGAUUUAGGGUUGUUAAAUUUAUAUAUUGCUUCCCACUACAAAGCCUUGAAGCAGCGGCGAAGCCCUACAGCUGAGACGGAGGGGGCAGGUGAAUGUCAGCCCCACGCUGCCGUUUUGGGCAGCACGGAGCCUGCAGCAGUCCGAGCCACCGUGUCACUCCCAGGAGAGAUGCAUGGUUUGGGCAUGCUGCAGGCCAGGCCCCGUGCUAAGAGCCACCCUCCGGGUGUGGCGUCCAGUGCCCCCUGCCCCCCUUCCCUCCUAGCUAUGCCUCUGCCGUGAAGCAAUUUGUAACCAGAGCAAAAGUGAUAAAAAAUAUUGGUAGUAAAUAAACAUUUGGUGGGUUUUCCCCAAGUCCAGGGCUCAGAAAUAAUGGUUGUGGACAUGGGAAGGUACCUUUGGAUUAUGUUCCGUGCUGCAUAGGUAAAUGAACAAAGACCACACUUAAGAGUACUAAUCCAUACUUUUGUGAUUUGAUAGAUUUUCUCUCAGCCAUCAUUGUGGUUAGGGAAAUGGUGCCAAAUCUGAGACUGGGAAAAUUCAUUUACCUCUGUGGUUUUUGAGAAUUUGAGUGCAAUCAAUAACUAUUAAAACAGGUAUUUCCUCAUUUACUUUGGUGGAUGCAGAAUUGUAAUGCUAAUCAGCAAAUCUUGUUCUCCAGCUAACUUGCCACUGAAUUACUUCCCUGUAAAAUAACUUUUGUUGUCAAGUUUUUUCAUUUCGCUUAGCCUACCCACCAGGAAAUGAUUGUGCGGAAAGGUGUAAGUAACAUGUCUUAAGGACAAUAGUUGAGUUGGGUUUCGUUUUGAAUUUAUGCUUAUUCCAAGAGGGGAGAAAAUCAAUGUUACCAAACUAUGUGCUGCAUUUUGUGCAGUGUUUUAUUUUAAUUCUAACAAAAAAUGUGUAGCAAAAGAACCAUAAUGAAAGUUGAAUUGUCUUUAAAAAAAAACAUGAGCACAAUCCAGUAAAUAUUCAUUUGAAAGUUUGACUAACAGUGGCCUGAUUUGCACAUCACUUAAAACCAUAGUUUUAAAUAAGCUAUGGUUUAAGGCAGGCACCCCCCAAACUUCGGCCCUCCAGAUGUUUUGGACUACAAUUCCCAUCUUCCCCGACCACUGGUCCUGUUAAAGGGGAUCAUGGGAGUUGUAGGCCAAAACAUCUGGAGGGCUGCAGUUUGGGGAUGCCUGGUUUAAGGAGCAAACUUUGGCGUAUGACUCGCUGAUUGGGGGAAUGAAGCCACAAGAGCUGGUGCCUACUUGUUUCCUGUCCACAGAAAGAACUAAGCACACACUCAUUUUAAACCAUCCUUAUUUGAAACUGUGGUCCCGGCUAUUGAAAGCUGUGAUAUAAGACAAGAGUCAUGCCUAGAUGAAGUCAACAGGGAAUAAUAUAGGCAGCUGACUUGUAAGGAGUCAGACCAUUGGUCCAUCUGACUUACUAUCUACUCUGACUGGCAGAAGUUCAGUAGCAGACCUUGGGGUCUCAAAUUUCAGCACCCUGUGUGACACCAAAAUUUGGCGCCAGCCCCACCUCUUGCACUCCAUUCUAAAUAAUAGUUGUGGCACCCCUGAGGUUCUGCAUUGUGACCAAAUCGGUUGCACUCCCCGAUAUACCUCCAAGAAGCUCUCCGUGGCUCAAGAGAAGGGUUCUUUCCAGCCUUAACCUGGAGAUGAUGGGGGUUAACCCUUAGCAUCUUCUGCAUGCAGUUAAGGUGCUGUGGUGUUGAGCUAUGGUUCCCCCCCCCAAAAAAAAACACUAGGAAGUGUUAAGCUCCACAAAGUUGUUAUGAUUUACUAGAUUGUGUUCUGUGGGUGUAAUGGAAAGGAGUGGUAUUCUUGGUAGGAGAGAAUGCAUGUGAACCUGAAACGUCACUUACUUCUGCUUUGUUUCCACUAUCCAAGAAACAAGCCACUGUUCCAUUUCUAAAGAUGUCCUCUUCUCUCUCUCUCCGUCCCUCUUUGCCAGUGGGAACUGUCGUGGCAGCAAACCAAAUGUGCUGCUCCAGCUACACAUCGUUCUUUCCUACCUGUCUUAUCACCUAUUUAAGAUCAUGUGUAUGUUGUGCUACCAAAAAAGCACGAGAACUGUGCCUCUUCAAAUGAAUGUUGUACAGAGGAAUGUUCCAUUUGUAAGAAAACAGGCCUCAAUAAAUUCACAGCAAUUACCUUUUAAAGUCACUUCUUUCUUUUUACGUUUUCUGAUUCACUUUAUUACAGUUUUAUUACAUUUCUCUCCCAGCCUUUCUCCAAGGUGCUUGGGGUCACCUAGGUAGUUUUGCCACCACCUCCAUUUUCUCCUCACAACCACCCACCCUGUAGGUUAGGAAGCGAGCCAGUGAUUAGCAGAGUGAGCCAGUGAACUUUCCAUAGAUGUCUGGUUGGCCGUUGUGAGAACAGGAUGCUGGCUUAUCCAGUACACCCUUGUGUCCUUAUGAGCAUCGUGGCUGAAUGUGGAUUUGAACGCUGGUCUUCCCAGUCAGAGCCCAGUGUUACCACCCAAGCUCUCUACAGGAUCAGAUGGAAUUAGACCUGAGAACCUUAUGGUCUGAAUGCAGAUGGUAUCACUAUUGGUGAGGUACUGAAUACACCAGUAAGAAUAAUUGCACUGCAAUACAGUACUGAGCUUAUUCAAAAGGAAGUAAGCCCCAUUGAACACAGCUGCAUUUAUGCAUAAACAACUGUAGGAUUGCCCUGCAAAAGUCUGUAUGGUCCUCAUAUUUUGUCUUAUGAAAAUCAAUGCAGAAUUAAAGAGUUACGGUUCUUGGGAAAGCCAAAUUGUGUAGGCAUAUGGAAUAUUUGAACAGAGGUUCAUACAGAAAUCCGACUAUUAAUGUGGGUUUCAACAGAGAUAAUGGUUUAUUUGCCGAUUGUAUUCUGUAUAUUUUAUGUCUGCCAUCUCUUUAAGAACCUGAGAAUGGUACCUCUUUAUCAGCUUUUAACUGACUUCCCCCAAGAUCCAACUGAGCAUUUCAAGUAGGCUGUCUCCAAUGAAAGCUUACGCCAUUUUGUAAUAUCAAACUUAGUCUCAUAGUGCCAUCAAAUUAAUUUUGAACCAAAGGAGAUACCAUUGCUUCUUCAUUGGCCUAUGGAUGUAACUAUACAUGACAGGUAAAGAACAUUUUCUACAGCCUCGUACACUAGUGAAGAAUUGUGCUUUCUUGGAACCAAAUUAAAAGGUGUAUGGAAGUGGAGUGGAAGUCAAGAGAAGAGCAUUUUGUGAUUUGUCGUUACUCAAACAUCGCAGAUAGCAAACGUGAAAAGCUGCUGUCUUAGUUCUUUCUGCUGUGGCCAGCAGUCAGCAUUAUACUCCAGUACAGAAAAUGAUGGGUACAACCGAUAUGCAAGGUGAUUGUGCUUGUGUCAACAAAAAGUCAAUGCCUUGGA